Microthlaspi erraticum is the source of this 1179-nucleotide messenger RNA. NCBI's taxonomy places the organism in Eukaryota, Viridiplantae, Streptophyta, Magnoliopsida, Brassicales, Brassicaceae. The record is from the annotation of a GenBank genome assembly.
AUGGUUAGCCUUUGGCCAUAUGUUUCCACACUUGGAGCUCUCCAAGCUCAUUGCUCAAAAGGGUCACAAAGUCUCUUUCAUCUCCACUCCUCGCAACAUCGACCGCCUCCUCCCACGUCUGCCGGAGAAUCUCUCCUCCGCCUCAACUUCGUCAGAAUCCCACUUCUUCCCAACGACAAACUCCCGGAGGACUGCGAAGCCACCACCGACGUUCCUCUCCAUCUCGUACCUUAUCUGAAAAUCGCCAUGGACGGAAUGCGAGUCCCGGUGACGGAGUUUCUCGAGUCUUCCAAACCCGAUUGGAUUCUCCAGGAUUUCGCGCCUUACUGGCUUCCCCCAAUAUCUCGCCGCCUGAAAUGUAAAACCAGAUUCUUCGGUGUCAUAACCGCCGCGACUUUAGGGACUCUGAAACCGCCGGGAUUCGACGACUACCGUACGUCGCCGGAAGAUUUUCUGACGACACCUAAGUGGGUCCCAUUCAAAACCCCGAUAGCUUUCAAGCUUUACAAGUGUCGGGACCUAUUCAAAGGUAUCAUGGCGGAGACAACCGAAGGGAAUAUUCCCGACGUCGACCGUUUCGCCGGCGUAAUGGACGGUUGUGAUGUUAUCGUCGUACGGAGCUCCUACGAGUACGAAGCAGAAUGGUUGGAACUUCUACAAGAUCUUCACGGGAAACCGGUUAUACCGGUGGGAGUCUUACCUCCGAAAUUGGAAGAAGAGUACGAGGAUACCGACACGUGGCUGGCUAUCAAGACGUGGUUGGACUCACGGAAAACCAAAUCCGUUGUCCACGUAGCUUUUGGUUCCGAAGUUAAACUGAGUCAGACGGAGCUAAACGAGAUCGCUCUCUGUUUAGAGCUUUCCGGUUUACCUUUCUUCUGGGUUUUAAAGACUCGACGCGGUCCGUGGGAUACCGAACCGGUCGAGAAUAAUCGAGGAGAAGAAGAUUGGGUACAUGAUCCCUCGGGACGAGACAGAAGUCCACGGGUUGCUGUGCUUAAGUGCGUCCGAACGUUGGGCCAGAACGUCGGAGGAGUUGCGUUUUUUCGGAAUUUUUGCUUUGCAUGCUGUGCUUGCGUUGCUAACGUCGUCGGUGAGAGUUUCAGUUACCAGCUGAAAGUGAAGUUGUCACUUCGGGGUCUUUGCCGAGACGGGAACCCUUCCGAAAAGGUUCUGUAA